AUGGGUCUACUCGCGAAGAUCACAAGCAAAUUUGAAGCCAGAGUGCUGCACCGAGACGUCUCGCACGCCAAUCGAAAGGAGCUUCCACCAAAAGACGACAGGCCGCGUAUCGACUAUCCUGCACCUACACCAUCACCGGCAGAAGGCAUUCACGCAAAGGAUUUUGCGCACCGCCAGGACUUCCGCAGAUCUCAGAGCGCUCGCCAUUCAGACAUUCGCCAUGAACUUCCUGUUCCCGACGAUAGUGAGGCGCGGGUCGGCGGGCAGCAACGAUACUACGCUCGAGAGCAGCAGCAGCAGCGACGAAGAGGGUCUACGAGGCAUGAACAGCGACCAGAUCAGCUACAUGAGUCUGCCGAGCCCCAUCGCGGAGAGUCCGCAGAAGCUGAACGACCGGCUCACAUUACGCAGACGUACCACGGGCAGGGAACGGACUGGUAUACUUCCGUGGAUCAUCUGGUUGAUCCUGGUCAGCAUUCUCAUCAUCUUUGUUUUCAUAGCCCUCAGGAUGCCCGAGCCAAUACAGGAGUAGAAGCUCAAGAUGAACCGGCGAGCAUUCUGCCCGCGGACGACACGGACUUGACCACUGUUGUUACAAUGGGAGCAAGGACGACUCGCGAGCGGCACAAUUGGCCUAUCAAGAUCGGAUCUGCAAACAUCAAACAUAUUCAUCGCAAAAUCAGCGAUCGGGAGCGAAAAGAGGGCGAGGUCAGAAGUGAGCGUGACAUUCAUGAGCAGUCGGAUCAAGAAAGGAGUGAAUUGGAAAGUCAGAACCAAGUCGUUCAAGCCCCCAACCUUGAACACGACAACGCAACAAGCCAACCCGACGGCAUGAAAACGUACAAUGAUGCAGAAUCAGGGCACGCCAAUGGGUCACUCGAACGGGAGGUCCAGAUUUAUCUUGAUCAACAUUAUCACGGAGCGAGAAGAGAUUUGGAGAAAAUCGCCGUGGCUGGAAUUUGA
Molecule: messenger RNA, 963 nt
Organism: Pseudocercospora fijiensis CIRAD86
Lineage: Eukaryota; Fungi; Ascomycota; Dothideomycetes; Mycosphaerellales; Mycosphaerellaceae
Exons: 1
Coding region: 1-963 (320 amino acids)
Source: RefSeq, a predicted model, not a curated record